UUCAAAAACAAACCAAGAGCUGAGACGGAUUGACGGAGAGUGAAAGACAGAGAAACUCAAGAGGGAAAGAAAGAUUGAUCAGGAGGACAGACAGAGAAAACUGUGUUAAUAAAGGGAGAGAACUUCGAGGUGGAGAGUAAAGGACAGUGAUAAUUCACAAUGUUUGCCAGCAACUUGUGUUUGGUAUUUCUGAUCUGGUGCCAGGUUUUAAAUCUUCCAGCAGCAGCGAAUGAAGAGUCUCCAGCUGACGAUGUGAUAACUCUCAGGAGUGGGACAUUGUCAGCUGCCCCCAGUGACAGACCCGCCGAUCAUUCACCAGGAGCUGAUUGGGAAACUAAGGUUAAAGGAGCUACUUCAAGUGGACAAGGAACUGCUUCAGGUUAUCGAUUUCACCAGGAAAAGCUACUUGAAGAAUUGAAGGAUUACAAGUUUGUAUUCCCAGAUGUUUUAGCAGGGAAACAGAAACGCAGUGUAACCCUGCUGCCUCAGGGAAGCUAUCCAAACCACAUCAGCAUGUCGGUGAAGAUAGAGGGAAAGGACUUCACGCUGGAUCUCAGCAGAAAUAGCUUCCUCUUGCCCAUAGGGUUCCAGGUUUCAUACUAUGAUUCAAACGGGACUCUGGUGACAGAGAACAACACUAAACUGUAUCACUGCUACUACGAAGGUUCUGUCAGAAGAUUUCCAGGAUCCCAGGUCUCUGCCAGCACCUGCUCCGGACUCAGUGCCCUGAUUGUUUUCAGUAAUCGAACUUACAUCAUUGAGCAUCUUGAGGGGGAUAAAGAUGGACGCCAUUUGUUAUACAGACCUGAAGAUCUCCCCCCAGCACCCAGCAGCUGUGGAGUCAAAAAUGCCCCCCCUGGGUUAACCCUGACUGAUCACCUUCAGCGUUCACAGAGGGUGAAAAGGGAUGUGAUGUCAGAGAUGAAGUAUGUCGAGAUGGUGGUUGUGACAGAUAAUAAAAUGUAUCAGAAUCUGGGGAAUAAUAGAGAUGUUGUGGUAAAUCGAGUGCUUAACAUUGGAAAUGCAGUGGACCUGUACUACAGACCAUUUAACCUUCGCAUUGCUCUGAUUGGAGUUGAGGUGUGGACCAGUGACCAAAUGACUGUCAGCAGGGAUGCUUCAGUUACCCUCGCAAACUUUCACCGCUGGAGACAAAAUGAACUUCUGCCAAGACUGCCCAAUGACAACACCCAAUUCAUCACAGGUGGCACUUUUAGCGGUGGCAUUGCAGGCUUGGCAAUGUUGCGCAGCAUAUGUUCAGACUGGUCUGAAGGAGUAAACCAGGACAGCCAGCCAACUUUUUUGGCAGUCGCUUCAACCCUUGCCCAUGAGUUGGGACACAACCUGGGAAUGUCACACGAUACCGCCCUACGGAAUUGUACCUGUCCAGAUGAGACUGCCGGCUGCAUCAUGAAAGAAGCAAUAGGUUUCACAUUCCCAACAAGCUUCAGCAGCUGCAGCCGAAGCGACCUCGAGCGUAGCCUUCUCGUAGGUGUAGGAGUCUGUCUCUCCAACUUGCCAGAUAUUGCCAAGCUCGUUGGGGGCCCUGAGUGUGGCAACCUGUACGUGGAGAGAAACGAGGAUUGUGACUGCGGCAUUCCUGGGGAAUGUUCGGACAUCUGCUGUGAACCAGCAACCUGUACAUUCAAACCUGGUGCACUAUGUUCAUCCACUGGCGCCUGCUGCGAAGAUUGUCAAAUACUUCCAGCUGGUACACUUUGUAGGCCUUCGAGGGGAGAAUGUGAUUUGCCAGAGUUCUGUAAAGGAGACACCUCAGACUGUCCCGAAAAUACAUAUCUUAAAGAUGGCUACUCAUGCAGCGAGGGAACCUUCUACUGUUACAGCGGGAUCUGUCAGUCCGCAGAUAAACAGUGUCAGGAUAUGUGGGGUGAGGGUGCAACGUCUGCUGGAGAGGUUUGUUACAAAUAUACGAAUAUACUAGGAAACGAAUUUGGGAACUGUGGCAAGGACAGCAAUAAUAAAUACGUAAAGUGUCGCACUGAGAAUAUUUAUUGCGGAAAAAUCCAGUGUCAGGGUGGAAACAUGACUCCACUCCGAGGGGGAUUCCUGAAUGUUUUGGUCACCAGCAUCAAUCUUAGGGGUAUAAAGUAUAAAUGCCGAGGAGCAUUUUCUUCUUUAACUGAUUCCAGCAUCCCAGACUUAACUCAACAAGGAACCAAGUGUGGAGUUGGCAAGGCCUGUUAUGAAACUAUGUGUCAGGAUGUAAAUGUGUUCAGAGUACGAAAUUGUGACGUCACCUGCAAUAGUAAAGGGGUCUGUAACAAUAAAAACCACUGUCACUGUCAGGAAGGUUGGGCUCCCCCAUUUUGUGCUGUCAGAGGAAUAGGUGGCAGCAUCGACAGUGGACCUAUGAAUGUCACAACACCAGCUACAUCGCCAGAGACAACAGUGACAGAGCUUCAGACAAAAGCUGAUGAGACUGUAGCUACAACGGAGAAAAGUACCACAAAAGAGAUUCAACAAGAGACUUCAGCUACAACGGAGAAAAGUACCACAAAAGAGAUUCAACAAGAGACUUCAGCUACAACGGAGAAAAGUACCACAAAAGAGAUUCAACAAGAGACUUCAGCUACAACGGAGAAAAGUACCACAAAAGAGAUUCAGCAAGAGACUUCAGGUUCAACUGCAUCACCUGAGGAAACCCUAACUGAUACAAGUAUCACAACAGAGCAAAGUACUGGAGAGACUCCAGAUAGACCCGAUUCAAAUAGUCUGGGCACUAAAAUCGUGGUGCCAGUUUUGACAAUGUCGAUUGUAUCUUACUUGAUCACAAAGAUGCUAAUGAAGGCGGGAAUAAUAUGCAGGAAAGAAAGCGCCACAUCUUCUGCCGAUCAGUUGACAUGCGAGACAAGCCAGUCUAAGUCUGACGGGCUGGACUUUACAGGUCGCUAUCUUCCUCGCCCCUCCACAGUAGAUGCUGGCACCUCCACGAGACAUCUGGCUUCAUAUCGGCACACUUCAGUCUGACAGCACGACCCAAUUCAGACAUCAACCAGCAAACUACAAUGACCUUAUCAAUUAUAAAUAUUUUCAUAUGUGUGUACCUGUUAUUAUAUCUCUGUUCUCUACAUUACCUUGUAUUAAAACUCUAGAAUGGAGUGGGGAAUGGUGCAGAUUAGAGACAAUUCAUUGAACCCAGUACUAUUUAUUCUGAUUGAGGUGCCAAACAUUAAUUACAAUCUUCCAAUCCUGUGGGUAACAACACACCUACUCCUGACAGUUUCACCUGGAUCUAAUUGUAGUGAAUAAACUGACCAAAUGAUAGCCAAGCUAAGCAUCACACCACAAGUAUUUAACAUUAGCAACAGUAAGGCUAAAAACAUAGCUUUUGAUUAAAAUCUACUAAUCCGUUUAGCUGAAACUGUGUACAGUCAAUGGAAAUGCCACGUCACUGCUUUAUGUUGCUUCAGUUAAAACAAUGUUAGAGCCGCUUAGUUUCAGUUUACGAUUUUGUAGAGAAAAGCAAUGUUGUAAUUAUUAUGAACUUAAAACACUGUUGCAUCCCUCUGUAAUGACAAUUUAAUGAUAAAUUUAAAUGAUAACCCUUC
Messenger RNA from Carcharodon carcharias (great white shark), 3569 nucleotides. Its product is annotated as disintegrin and metalloproteinase domain-containing protein 12-like. Gene Ontology annotation, biological process: proteolysis; innate immune response; integrin-mediated signaling pathway. NCBI's taxonomy places the organism in Eukaryota, Metazoa, Chordata, Chondrichthyes, Lamniformes, Lamnidae. The record is from RefSeq and is a predicted model, not a curated record. Bases 160 to 2988 code for a protein of 942 amino acids. Gene Ontology annotation, molecular function: metalloendopeptidase activity; integrin binding. The transcript has 27 exons.